Molecule: messenger RNA, 2969 nt
Organism: Malaclemys terrapin pileata
Lineage: Eukaryota; Metazoa; Chordata; Testudines; Emydidae
Product: cytochrome P450 2W1-like
Exons: 9
Coding region: 76-1575 (499 amino acids)
Biological process (GO): xenobiotic metabolic process
Cellular component (GO): cytoplasm; intracellular membrane-bounded organelle
Molecular function (GO): iron ion binding; heme binding; oxidoreductase activity, acting on paired donors, with incorporation or reduction of molecular oxygen, reduced flavin or flavoprotein as one donor, and incorporation of one atom of oxygen
Source: RefSeq, a predicted model, not a curated record
UACACUCUGAACAGUGCCACCACAUUUUCUUUGUUAUUGCUCCUAGCCCAAAAACCAGAUUACAACUCGGAAAAAAUGGCUUUUUUCAUGCCAUUUGUUUCUGAUCCUGCAGUAAUUUGUCUGCUGUGUGCACUUCUUUUAUUAGGUGCAUUUCAUUUUUCAACUGGCUCUAAAAACUCACCUUUGAAACUGCCUCCUGGUCCACCUCCUCUUCCGAUCAUUGGUAACCUGCAUUUGCUGGAUAUUAGACGGCAAGAUAAGUCACUAUUGAAGCUAGCAGAAAAAUACGGGCCAGUGUUCACCCUCCACUUUGGGUCCCAGAAAGCUGUAGUCCUCACUGGAUACGAAGCCGUGAAGGAGGCGCUCGUGAACUUCACAGAUGAAUUUGUAGACCGACCCCCCAUCCCAAUAUUUGAACAAAUCCAGCAUGGAAAUGGUGUAUUCUUUUCUAAUGGAGAGCUGUGGAGAACGACACGAAGAUUCACUGUGUCAACCAUGCGCAAUCUUGGAAUGGGGAAAAAGCUGAUAGAGGAAAAAAUUCUUGAAGAGCUUCAUUUACUUAUUGAGACAAUCAAAUCUUCCAGAGGUGAGCCAUUUAGCCUCAAGUCAUUUAACGCUGCUCCAACCAACAUCACCUUUCUUAUGCUGUUUGGGGACCGGUUUGACUACAAAGACCCAACCUUUGUCACUCUGUUAAGACUCAUAGAUGAAGUUAUGGUUCUUCUUGGAUCUCCAUUCUUGCAUUUUUUUAAUUUCUACCCAUUCCUUGGAUUAUUUCUCAAAACCCACAAGAUUUUACUUAAAAAAAUAGAAGAUGUGCGCAUCAUUUUAAGGAAUUACAUCCAGAUCAGCAGACAAGAUCUCAGCGAGAACUCUCUGAGCUACGUUGAUGCAUUAGUGUUCAAGCAGCACCAGGAGACAAACAAGAAAGACAGCCUGUUUCAUGAUGAAAACAUAAUAGCAUCUGUACUUGACCUGGUCAUGGCUGGAACUGAGACAACUGCCACAACCUUGCAAUGGGCCAUCCUACUGAUGAUGAAAUAUCCAGAGAUCCAAAAAAAGGUACAAGAGGAGAUUGGGACCGUUGUCCAAUCAGGAAGCCAGGCCACAUAUGAAGACCGGAAAAACAUGCCAUUUACAAAUGCGGUGAUACAUGAAGUGCAGCGAUUCAUCACCCUGCUGCCACAUGUUCCACGGUGCACAUCUGUUGAUACACAUUUCAGAGGCUACUUCCUCCCCAAGGGAAUAACCGUGAUUCCUUCCCUCACCUCGGUGCUGCUGGAUAAAACACAGUGGGAGACACCACAUGAGUUUAACCCCAACCACUUUCUUGAUGCUGAUGGGAAGUUUGUAAAGAAAGAAGCUUUCCUGCCAUUCUCCACAGGGCGCAGGAAUUGCAUUGGAGAAAGUCUGGCCAAGAUGGAGCUGUUUCUGUUCUUUGUAGGGUUGCUGCAGACGUUUACUUUCCAACCCCCGCCAGGGCUCACAGAAGCAGACCUGGACCUUGCGGUUCCUCAGACUACUUUUACUUUAAGACCACAACCUCAGUCAGCCUGUGCUGUUCUGUGUGAAUAAGCAGGACAGAAUUAGGGAAUCAUUCCUUUGUAUUGACUUUGACUGCACAGGACAUUUCGACUGGACGCAACAAAGAGAAGGCAGAAUCUUGGCGAAAUGGUUAAUAUGUUCCAGAUGAGAUAGCUAUUGCAUUAUAUGCACUGCAGUCGCUUCACACUCUGCUUCUCAUAGACUUUAAAGAACUAUCAUGAUCAUCUAUUUCAGGGGUGGGCACUUUUUGGCCUGAGGGCCGCAUCGGGUUUCGUAAAUUGUAUGGAGGGCCGGUUAGGGGAGGGGGUCGUGGCCUGUCCCCCAUCUCCUAUCUGCCUCCUCCGGGACUCCUGCCCCAUCCAACCCCCCCUGUUCCCUGAUGGCCACCCCGGGACCCCUGCCCCAUCCAACCCCCCCUCCUUCCUGACUGCCCCCCCGGGACCCCUGACCCCAUUCAACCCUGUUUCCCCCCCACAACUGCCCUGACCCCUAUCCACACUCCCACCCCCUGCCCACCAUCCCGAACUCCCCUGCCCUCUAUCCAACCCCCCGAUCCCUGCCCCCUUACCGCGCUGCCUGGAGCACCGGUGGCUGGUGGUGUUACAGCCACGCGACCCAGCUGGAGCCGGACCACGCCACCGCCACUGCGCCACCACGCAGCUCAGAACACUGGGUCAGGUCGGGCUCUGCAGCUGCACUGCCCCAGGAGCUCACAGCCUCGCCGCCCAGAGCACUGCACUGGCGGUGGAGCGAGCGAGCUGCGGCUGUGGGGGAGGGAAACAGCAGGAGAUGGGCUGGCGGCUAGCCUCCCGACCCAGGAGCUCGGGGGCCGGGCAGGACGGUCUCUGGCCUGUGGGCCAUAGUUUGCCCAUCCCCGAUCUAGUUGGACCUCCUGAACAUUGCAGGCCACAAAACCUCACACACCCACUCCUGUAAUAGACCCCCUAACUUCUAUAAUGUACACCCAAGGAAUGAGCUGUGUUCUGAAUAAGAAUAUUAUGGGAAUCUGACCAUAAAAGCUACCUCUCUCAAGAAGACAAGAGCACCAUUAAUUUGUAAUGGGCAGAAAUGCUGUCGGGGCCCCAUGCUAGAGCCAUCCAAUAGGAUCGAGUGCAGGGGUACUCACACUUCAUUGCACCCUGACCCCCUUCUGACAACAAAAAUUACUACAUGCCUCCAGGAGGGGGAACAAAGCGUGAGCCUGCCCAAGCCCUGCUGUCCUGGGUGGGGACAAAGCCAAAGCCCAAGGGCUACAGCCCCUGCCAGGAGGCCUGUAACCUGAGCCCUGUCACCCAGGGCUGAAGUCCUCGGGCUUCAGCCCCAGGCAGUGGGGCUCAGGCUUUGUCUUCAGCCCCGGAAAGUCUAAGCCAGCCCAUUAAAACAGGGUUGCGUGACCCACUUUGGGGUCCCGACUCACCGUUGGA